Molecule: messenger RNA, 1305 nt
Organism: Penicillium vulpinum
Lineage: Eukaryota; Fungi; Ascomycota; Eurotiomycetes; Eurotiales; Aspergillaceae
Exons: 3
Coding region: 1-1305 (434 amino acids)
Source: RefSeq, a predicted model, not a curated record
AUGCAACUUUCAUCCAUCUCAUCAUGGGAGGUGAAAAAAAUAUAUUCCUUGCCGCUGGUUCCAAACCUGACUCUGGGUAUCUCGCCACCAGAAAUAAUCGAAACAAACCCAUCCUAUGUCAGCAAAGAUGCGCUCGUCAUCACACUCCAUCGCGAGAAAGACGACAGUCCGAGACCUUUGAUUUUUAAAUGGCAAUCUGCGGCAGAGUUCUUUAACCCCUCCACACUCGGUCUAUUCCGCAUUAUCUCAAGCGGAAAAAAUUCCGAGUCCGAUGUCCAGGAGAAGCAAGAAAUUCAACUGCCCGUACAGGACAACUGGACAGAGCCACAGCCUUUCAUCGUCGGACAGUCUGCCGGUGGUCAUGUCAUUGAACUUGGUCCUGACAGGUCUAUGAGUUUUAAACACAAUUUUCCGAACUCGUGGCGACAGGUUCUUGUUGUUGGUGAAACUUAUGAGCUUUUUUGGAAGGGCGCAAAACCGCUUGUAUUAUGGGACUGGGGCAGCGUGGAUGGGUAUAUGGGUAAAAGAUUGGAGGUGAAAGAGGAGACAGAGAGAAUCCACGUUCGUUAUGGCAGUAGCGGGGGAACUGAGGAUAAUAGCGAUGAGCCUGCAAUGCUGAUGCGUUUUACUGCGGUUGAGAAAUAUCAGAAUUUGGAGCCUGUGAUCACAUCUCUGGACAUCGACCCGGAUCCAACUCCUCAGGGGGCUCUAGGAGCACCGAUACUUAGCGUCUCGCUUGAGUUCGAAGAUAGUUCUGGAGAGCUAAAGCUAGAAAAUCAGGAUCCGAUGAUGGAUUUCCGAGUCACGGUUACAUACCAUGGCGUUGGAACCGAUGAUCCUGCUUCUGCGAGACCUAUCACUUUUCACUACAACAUCUUUGACGGCGAGACAUACUAUGCAUUAUAUCGUUGUCGUUACGAUGAAUAUGAAGUAUGGGAAUCUUGUGGGAAACGCAGUGUCUGUUAUGGUUUCGUAGACGAGCUCGAUGUCGAGGUUAAUGUUGCUGAUAAUGAGAAAUUUGUGAGUCUGCGGCCUGGCGAAAGCUGGACUACGACAGAUUGUGUCGACAAUACCUUGUGGAAGUUUCCAGAAGAUCUUCACUUGGGAGAUAUGUUCCGGUUUGUAUUCAAGGGCGCUACGAUAGAUUGGUGGGAUUGGGGAAGUAAAGAUCAGGCGCAUACUCAGACAGUGGUCACCGUGCCAUCUUUUCCUAUGAGCAGUGUUGUCAACCCAGCUGAUAAUGAUGGAAGGCCUGAAAUAGUGGUGCCCGCCUCUAACCAGCUUGAGUUUGUUUUGGUUGACUAG